AUGGCAGAGAGAGUGGCAGGUAAGCCUCUGCGCGGCGUCGCACAUUUCCCUCCCACUGGGACACCGCGAGCACGCGCCGCCACUGGUAUCGCUGCGGUGGGAACUGCUGCUGCAGCGGCAGCCAAUACGACGUAUGGUGUGGUGGCUACAGCAACUCUGCGCGCCUCGAAUCAUUGCGAGGGGGAGCUAACAGUCAUGACGGUGGAAACGGACGCAUCACCAAUGAUUGUUGGGCGGCGCACUUUCGCUUUCAGCACGGAGCCUCUGCAUGGCAUUCUCAAAGUGGCCUGGGCUGGUAUCGUGGCUGUGGCACUAAUGAGCUCGUCGGGCGAAGUGUUGUGCAUGCCAUCUGGACUGCGUGAGAGCGAUGAUGAUGAUGAUGGUGAUUACAGCGACAGCAGCUGUGGUGACACGGAUGAAGACAGGGACAACUUGUGUCUGCGUGCUGCAGCCCACGCUGUUGACAUGUGUGCCCUGAAGGUCGGCGGUUGCCCUGUCGUUGUGACCGCCGGUCACCAGCGGACGUACAGCUACGCAUUCCCAACUGCACGCAUCUCUGCUGGGACACACCAUGAGCCGCGUGACUUAUGCAUUGGCUCAUUCUAUGCUAUUGCCGGUGUUGCGUGCAGCAGCAGCUCACCUGCACUUCUCGUCGGUUGUAGAUUGGGGAGCGUUGAUGUAUUCGAAUGGGUGUCCCUCACGGAGAGUCCUGUUGCUCUGCGCUCUAUUCUCACAGAUCCGUCGACGCGCUAUGUGGGCAUCGCUGCCAGCCCCUCCUGCUGCUGCGGGGCUGUGCGAAAAAUUACCCUAUGUGUCUUUGGCGAAAUGGUGUCGAGCGCAGAGAUGGACGCUGCUGGUGAUUUGCGGCGCUCGGAUGGUGUACCGUUUGAAGUUGCAACGACUGCCGAUUCCCACAUAACGCAUACUCCGUCGUGGAAUGACGUCUGUCGUGACGCGUCGUGUCGGCCGCAAGCCUACGGACCGUCACUAUUGGUACUUCAGCCGCAACUUUGCCCGGGAGCUUCCGCUCUACACUCCCUUGUUAUUACUGUUGUUCAAGCUGAUUCGUGUGCGACCGCUGCGUCCGUUUCUGGGUCAGACUGUGAUGGGAGAAAAGUCUCAUUUGUGGAUGUCAGCGUAGUGGAGGCGACAUCUCCGGAGUGUGAGCGCGCAUUAUCCAGACUUUCUGGAGCGGUCAAUGUGCUUCCUAUGCUGCGGUGUGUGACACCUGGUGGUUGCCAUGAGUUUGGUGAGUUGUGCCUCUGUGAUGAAAAGUAUGCUGUCUUCUUUGGGUGCGCCGAUACAAGAAAGCUGGAGCCACGCAGUGUUAUUCAUCUUGAUCGUGCAGACGAUCGAUUGGUGGGUAUGAUGUGGCUUCCUCAUGCCCAGAACGUGAUGCUGCUCUCUGGCAGCCUUAUUAGCUCUGACGACGUGUCCCUCGGGGACCAUGUCAAGGGAGUAAAGGUGGAGAACCCUGUAUGUGUUGUUGGCGACCUCGUUCUCUCUCAUAUAAAGCCGCUGCCGUGGGUGGAGAAAAGUGCCGCUGCUGGCGAAGUGACACUGGCGCAGGUGGAGGAGGUGGUGCGUGCUGUUGUGCAGGAAGAAAGCAAGAAGACUUUGGCCCUGGUGGAGGAGCGCCUGGGUGCAUUGGAACGCAUCAUACGUGAGGUGCUGUGCGAGGUGAAGAGGGGAUCAACGAAGGGAAGCGUGUAA
Trypanosoma grayi is the source of this 1713-nucleotide messenger RNA. RefSeq lists its product as hypothetical. The record is from RefSeq and is a predicted model, not a curated record. The coding region runs from base 1 to 1713 and encodes 570 amino acids. The transcript has a single exon. Lineage: Eukaryota; Euglenozoa; Kinetoplastea; Trypanosomatida; Trypanosomatidae.